Perognathus longimembris pacificus (Pacific pocket mouse) is the source of this 2357-nucleotide messenger RNA. RefSeq names its product large 60S subunit nuclear export GTPase 1 (gene Lsg1). Lineage: Eukaryota; Metazoa; Chordata; Mammalia; Rodentia; Heteromyidae. Bases 40 to 1989 code for a protein of 649 amino acids. Gene Ontology annotation, cellular component: cytosol. Gene Ontology annotation, molecular function: GTP binding; GTPase activity. The record is from RefSeq and is a predicted model, not a curated record. Gene Ontology annotation, biological process: ribosomal subunit export from nucleus. The transcript is spliced from 14 exons.
GAGGGAAAGCGGUUAGCAGGCAUUAAAGCAGGUUUUGCUAUGGGACGGCGGAGAGCGGUCGGCAGUGGGUCGCUGGGCCGGGCCCUUAUCCGUCAUCAAACCCAGCGGACCCGAAGCCACCGUCACUCUGACUCGUGGUUGCACACAAGUGAACUCAAUGAUGGCUAUGAUUGGGGCCGUCUUAACCUUCAGUCAGUGACGGAACAGAGCUCCCUUGAUGACUUUCUCGCAACCGCAGAACUUGCAGGAACUGAGUUUGUAGCUGAGAAGCUUAACAUUAAGUUUGUGCUCCCUGAGGCUAGAACUGGACUAUUGUCUUUUGAGGAGAGUCAGAGAAUUAAGAAACUUCAUGAGGAGAACCGACAGUUCUUAUGUAUACCCAGGAGGCCAAAUUGGGACAAAAAAACUAGUCCAGAAGAACUCAAACAAGCAGAGAAAGAUAACUUCCUGAAAUGGAGGCGUCAACUUGUCCGGCUAGAAGAGGAACAAAAGUUGAUGCUGACUCCAUUUGAGCGCAACUUGGACUUUUGGCGCCAGCUCUGGAGGGUCAUUGAGAGAAGUGAUAUUGUGGUGCAGAUAGUAGACGCUCGAAACCCACUCCUGUUUAGAUGUGAGGAUUUGGAAUGUUAUGUGAAAGAGAUUGAUGCCAAUAAGGAAAACAUUAUUCUGAUAAACAAAGCAGACUUGUUGACUGCUGAGCAGCGCAGCACCUGGGCCACGUACUUUGAAAAGGAAGAGGUGAAGAUUAUUUUCUGGUCAGCUUUGGCAGAAUCCAUUGAACUGAAUACUUUCUCCAAGGAACAAGCCCACAGAGAUGCUGAGGACGCCAGCACAGCUGACUCUGAAAGCUCCAGCUUGGAUGAGAGUGAAAUUCCACACAGUGAGACACACCAUCUCCCAGGCCACAGUUCUCCCUGUCCUAGUGACGAAGACAACAGUGAAUAUGAGGACUGUCAGGAGGAGGAAGAGGAGGACUGGCAGACAUGUUCUGAAGAGGACAGCAACCCUGACGAGGAGGCCUAUACUGAGAACAGGACUGUGGACUCUGAUGCUCAGGGAAAGAAGACCCCACAGAGGAGACAGAUACACAAUUUUAGCCAUCUGGUAUCAAAGCAGGAAUUACUAGAGCUCUUUAAGCAGCUACACACUGGGAGGAAGGUGAAAGAUGGCCAACUUACUGUUGGAUUGGUGGGCUACCCUAAUGUUGGUAAGAGUUCAACCAUCAACACCAUCAUGGGCAACAAGAAAGUAUCCGUGUCUGCCACUCCUGGUCACACCAAACACUUCCAGACUCUCUAUGUGGAGCCUGGCCUCUGCUUAUGUGACUGCCCGGGCCUGGUGAUGCCGUCCUUUGUGUCCACCAAGGCCGAGAUGAUAUGCAAUGGAAUCCUCCCUAUUGACCAGAUGAGAGAUCAUGUCCCACCUGUAUCACUGGUUUGCCAGAAUGUUCCAAGGCGUGUUUUAGAAGCUACCUAUGGUAUUAGCAUCAUAAAGCCUAGAGAAGAUGAAGAUCCUCAUCGACCUCCAACCUCAGAGGAACUGUUGACAGCUUAUGGAUAUAUGCGAGGAUUCAUGACAGCCCAUGGACAGCCAGACCAACCUCGAUCUGCACGCUAUAUCCUAAAGGAUUAUGUCAAAGGUAAACUCCUAUACUGCCACCCUCCUCCUGGAAGAGAUCCUGUGACAUUCCAGCAUCAACACCAGCGACUCCUGGAAAGCAGAAUGAAUGAUGAGAUCAAAAUGCAGCCUGGGGGGAAUAAAAAAGCAAAGCAGAUUGAAAAUGUAGUUGACAAGACUUUUUUCCAUCAAGAGAAUGUGAGAGCUUUGACCAAGGGGGUCCAGGCUGUGAUGGGGUACAAGCCUGGGAGCGGCCUGGUGACUCCAGCUACCUUGAGCGCUGAGAAUGGGGCUGGGAAGCCCUGGAAAAAACACGGCAACAAAAACAAAAAAGAGAAGAGUCGUAGGCUCUACAAGCACCUGGACAUGUAAACAUGGGCAACGGCGGAAAUGGCAUCUGCGUGGUGCAGCCAGGACAGACACUGCUGGUCUCCUGGGGACCAUGCCCAUGGCCCUGGGGUGCAAGAUGCUCUUGGGGGCACAGUGGCUUCUCACCGUAGACAUCUAGAUGGAGGGGCCCCUUGGAACACCAGCUCUGACUACAGCAGUCACCACAGAGCCCUGGGCACCUAGUCCUAUUGGAGGCUGAAGAUGAAUCAUGGGGCUUUGUUUCUGUAAACAUGCACACAAAUACACACCAACUUGUGAGUCAGGGGAAUGUUUCUGUAAAGAUCUUAACAUUAAACUGCCACUAACUAAUGUUUCCAUUGAUCUAAGUAAAUAAACUGCCAUUUGCACAU